Messenger RNA from Arachis ipaensis, 887 nucleotides. RefSeq names its product DNA-directed RNA polymerase. The record is from RefSeq and is a predicted model, not a curated record. Lineage: Eukaryota; Viridiplantae; Streptophyta; Magnoliopsida; Fabales; Fabaceae. Gene Ontology annotation, cellular component: RNA polymerase I complex. Gene Ontology annotation, biological process: DNA-templated transcription initiation; transcription elongation by RNA polymerase I.
AAAACCCAUAUACCCUUCCUCCCUUCCCUCGCACAGUCGAUCACUCUACAUCUCUUCUGCAGCGGCUCUUAUUCUCUCUAAACUGUCAGCCCGCCGCCUCUCUCGCCCAGAACUCGUCCUCGCCCUCGUCUCUUACCGUCACGCUAUCUUGCCUCUCGCGACCAGUUCGUCAGCAUCUCUACCUCUGUAUCUGUUUUUCCGUUCUGCGUCGCCCCAUUGUCCUCGCCCGCGGCUUCUCACCUCCAGCCGCCUCGACUAGACACCAAUUGCUUCAACAAGUAACUGAUUGACCGUUCUCCCAAUGGAGGGUUUGAAGGUCUCAAACGCUAACUUAACUGUUUACCUUCACCCUUCCAAGAGUAGAGACGCUUCCGAAGCCAUUCUUCGUGAGCUCAGCUCUUUGCUCUUCACGUUCAGCGAAGCCUUGGAUGGUGUUGUCUUAGCUUACGAUAUCGAUUCGCUUGAUAACAAGAAGGCCAAGAUUCUUUCUGGUGUUAUUCCUUAUUUCGGUGUUCCGCUUAGCGUGGAUUUGUUGCUUUUUUCUCCAAAGCCUGAUAUGCUUUUAGAGGGGAAGGUUGUUAAGCUUUCACAAGAGUCUAUUCAUGUUGUAGUGCUUGGAUUUUCUUCUGCGAUUAUAACCGAGAAAGACAUUAGGGAAGAAUUCGUGUACAAAAUUAAACAUGAGCAAGAUGUGUAUGCAAGCAAAUCUCACAAGAGACAUGUUAUCAAAGUUGGAACUAUGAUACGGUUUUCAGUCAAGAGCUUUGAUGAGGAAAUACUUCAUAUUUAUGGCUCCUUGAUGCCAGAUCACACAGGCAGCAUUCAUUGGUUGGAGAAGCACUCUGAAUUAAUUUCCCAUACUAACAGUAUUGCAAAGAAGAGGGAAA